GUGAUCCGAUUGGAUAUAUCCGAAGUGUGACUCGACAAAUCGAAGCAGAAAUGCAGCAAAGCGAUUGUACCCGGAGCAGAAAUAUCGAGAGCAGUUCAGAGGGUUUCUGUGAACAGCAGGAAAAGCGGAUGCAGUUGUGGAAUUAGUAUAGCCCCAGUGACAGAAGGAGGACAUUGCAUUGAAGGGAGGUUUGGGCGAUCGACCUUAGGGAUUCAGGAAACUUUGCAAAGCUGCACCUUCUCUGAGGAACCCAGUGGACAUUUCACUUGUAGGGGAGGAUAAGACGUCGAGUUUAUCGCAAACAGGCAUCUUCAAUAGAUUGACCACAAAAAAACAGCAGCCUUUCAGCCGAACAGUUUGGAUAAAAUCCAAGCUGAGGCCGAGUUUAUUUUUCUGUUUGCCUCAAGUAUAGAUUUGUGUGUGUGUGUUCUGUAUUGUUUAAUGACCUGAGAGUUUUUUUUAUUUGAGACUUGGCAAAGUCUACCUCACUGCCGUAUAGCGUGACUCUGUGGAAGCACUUUCCCCUGGGGACAUGUCCAGCGCCAGCCUACCUCCUCUGCGAAACCUGCCUCAGUGGUCCCGCGUCGGGACCCUCGAGAGAAGCCGCUACCCUCGCUCUUUCUUCCAGGAUAGUAAUGUCAAGCACCUCCCUCUGUCUCCUAGCGCAAAGACGGCUAAAACCGAAGUUCCCCAGCAGCUCAACCCUCUAUACGAGCAGCGGGAAGUAGAUCCCAACCUGAGGGUAAUCACCUUGGAAAGGAAUCUCCAGUUCCUCCAGGAACAGCACUCGGCAACUCUGGAAAAACUGCACGAGGAAAUUGAACUGCUUAAACGAGCGAAUCAAGAUCUCAACUUUAAGAUGAUAAUGAACCAAAGGCUGACCCCUCAAGCAGGGAGUUCAUCGUGUAUUAGUCCAAAUGGUUCAUUCACAGCUACUGCCCAAUUGAGUUGCAGAGAUCAUUCUACAGGUAGAAAGCAUUCUCAGAAAAGUAGCCAGCGUCGAGCUGUACUGCAGGAAGAUCGGGUCAAGGAGCAAAGGACUGCACUGAAAGAGCCACAGAAGCACAGCUCUGCUCGCCGUAAGCUCUCCACAGAGGCAGCUAACAGAAGGAGCAGUGGGACUGAAGCCUCCCAGCAAUCCAGUUCGGUAUUACCUGUGCUGACUCUUCAACCAGAAUUGGAUGAGGCACAGAUGUUCAUUAUAUCGCUCACUCCCCUUUUGAUCCAGAUUGAUCCUUCUGGGUCACCUCGGGCUCCGACAUUGCAGGAAUGUGCCAUCAUCGUCCGACACUUGCACAACACCAGCAGCUUACAGUCUCAGGAGCUCCUACGUUUGAAGACGAGUUUGAAAGAUCUGCUGUACUCCAACAAAUGGACCCCGGAUGCCUACCUCCUCGCCAAGGCUUACCUCGCUGACCUGAGCCAAGAACGGGAUGUGGUGCAACUGCCUAAAGUGCCCUUGAAAGAACGACCUAAAAAACUGCCUGAAACCGUGCUCCCCACAGCAGACAGAGUGAUUCUCCCUGCACUGAAGCAGACAGUGGGGAAUCGAGCGACAGAACGACAGAGGCGACUGCAGGCCGUGCAGAAGAACCGUUAUCGGAAGGUUCUGCUGUAGCACUCUCACAGACUCCAGCACACAGAAGCUCUAUGGUCACUAGAUUUAUAUCUGCACUUAAUCUGAAACGUAUGCACUCUUGUGGACUUUGUUGUGAAUGGACUGACCGUGUGCAUUUGUU
Messenger RNA from Carcharodon carcharias (great white shark), 1739 nucleotides. RefSeq lists its product as uncharacterized. The record is from RefSeq and is a predicted model, not a curated record. Lineage: Eukaryota; Metazoa; Chordata; Chondrichthyes; Lamniformes; Lamnidae. The transcript has 8 exons. The coding region runs from base 533 to 1618 and encodes 361 amino acids.